UGCCAGAGCCUUUUGGAGGGGCGAUCAUCAUCGGGCAGGAGUCCAUCACCUAUCACAACGGAGACAAAUAUCUGGCUAUAGCUCCACCUAUCAUCAAGCAAAGUACGAUCGUGUGCCACAACCGGGUGGAUCCCAACGGGUCCCGGUACUUGCUGGGGGACAUGGAAGGACGGCUCUUCAUGCUGCUGCUGGAGAAGGAGGAGCAGAUGGACGGCACUGUCACCUUGAAGGACCUGCGGGUGGAACUGCUCGGCGAGACCUCCAUCGCAGAGUGCUUGACCUACCUGGACAACGGAGUGGUGUUUGUCGGCUCUCGGCUUGGCGAUUCCCAGCUUGUCAAGCUCAACGUGGACAGCAACGAGCAGGGCUCCUACGUAGUGGCUAUGGAAACCUUCACCAACCUCGGUCCCAUCGUCGACAUGUGCGUGGUAGACCUGGAAAGGCAAGGCCAAGGGCAGCUGGUCACCUGCUCGGGCGCGUUUAAAGAGGGUUCGCUGCGGAUCAUCCGCAACGGCAUCGGGAUCCACGAGCACGCCAGCAUCGACCUGCCGGGGAUCAAAGGUGCGGUUCUGAUGUUAAACGGAGAGGAAGUCGAGGAGACGGAGCUCACGGGGUUCGUGGAUGAUCAGCAGACUUUCUUCUGCGGCAACGUGGCGCAUCAGCAGUUGAUCCAGGUCAGCUGCACGGAAAUGGAGCAUGAAGUCGCCUGCCUGGACAUCACCCCUUUGGGGGACACCAACGGCAUGUCCCCGCUGUGCGCCAUCGGGCUCUGGACCGACAUCUCCGCCCGCAUCCUCAAGCUGCCCUCCUUCGAGCUGCUGCACAAAGAGAU
Leptosomus discolor (cuckoo roller) is the source of this 832-nucleotide messenger RNA. The record is from RefSeq and is a predicted model, not a curated record. NCBI's taxonomy places the organism in Eukaryota, Metazoa, Chordata, Aves, Leptosomiformes, Leptosomidae.